Messenger RNA from Marmota flaviventris (yellow-bellied marmot), 1575 nucleotides. The record is from RefSeq and is a predicted model, not a curated record. Lineage: Eukaryota; Metazoa; Chordata; Mammalia; Rodentia; Sciuridae.
UUUUGUUACAUCUGCUUAGCUGUAUUUAGUAUAUUUAAAGACUAACUCUCAUGGUGCUGGUCCUGGCGAUUGCACCUCUCUCUGUGGAAUGAGUGGUUUCAUGCUGUGGUUUGAAUUCUCAUGAGACAGUCUCAGGGGUAUGUGCCUAUUUAUUGCUUCUGCUCUCAUCCAGUUGAGAGAAAGAACAGUCGACCACCAUGUUUGGAUCUCAUGUAUAAGAUGUUUUAAGGAAGGGAUGACACAGAUUUUCUGAAGAAAGCUGAAGGGCUCUUCGCAGUAUGGCUUCGGAAAUCACUUAUGCUGAAGUGAGGUUCAAAAAUGAACCGAAGUCCUCAGGUACCAAUUCAGAUUCUCCUGCAGCUCCCAAAGAGAACACUACUCCUCUCAAAAGUAAUCCCGCUUUUCCUAAGCUGCUUCUUGGAUCAUUGCUGAUACUUUUCCUGCUGUUGGCAAUCUUAUUCUUUGUUGCUUUUGUCAUUAUCUUUAACAAAUAUUCUCAGCUACUUGAAGAAAAGACCUAUAAAGUUUCUAUGAAGACCUCGAUUCACACAAAUUUAAAGUGUGUAAGAAACAAUUCAACCAUGGAAGGAAAAGUCUGGAGCUGUUGCCCAGAGCAUUGGAAGUCAUUUAGUUCCAGUUGCUACUUUUUUUCUACUGAUGCAAAAUCUUGGAAGGAGAGACAGGAGAACUGCUCUAGAAUGGAGGCUCACCUGGUGGUGAUCAACAGCAAGGAAGAGCAGGUACUUUCUAAGAGACAAUGGAGUCAUGAGCCUGUCUGACUUUUGUACUUGUCUUUGCUAAGAAGGGAUAUUGAUGCUGUGGCAGAAGACUUUCCAUAAGACAGAUAGGAGAGGCUCCCUCAGCCUUCAUAUUACACACCUUGUACCUUCUUCAGUAUAACUAACCUACCCCCAGGGAAACUAUGGCAUUCAACAUGUAAGACCUGGGGGUUUAGUGAAAGGAUGAAAUGUUUCUGCCUAUAACAGCAGUUGGUUAUUUCAAUAUAAAACUGUUUUCUGAAUUAUCAACUGCUAAACAGAAAGGAGAAUUAACUUGAAUGGGCAAAGUUAAAUCGAGAGACUCACAAUCAGCAAUCAGGAAUGAAAUUUUAAGAAUCUGUGAAGUGCUGGGUGUUGUGGUGCAUGUUUGUAAUCCCAUGGGGCUUGGGAGGCUCAGGCAGGAGGAUCUCAAGUUCAAAGCAAUCCCCUACAGUGUAGCAGGGCCCUAACCAAUUUAGCAAGACCCUGUUCCUAAUUGAAAUAUAAGAAAAGGUGGGAAUGUGGCUCAGUGGUUAAGCAUUCCUGGGUUCAAUUUCUGGUACAAAAAAAAAUCAUGAUGUUAUGAAAGGAAAAUGAUUAAAUUCGUAAGAAUUUUCUCAUGCACAACUUUGAAGAAUGUUCUUCAGUGAAGAAAAGAGGGAAAGUGUGGGUGGAUCUGGAUCACUGAGCUUGACCUUCUGUGGCAGUCUGCUGUUCGGAAGGGGCGGCCCUGUGAUGGAGGCUAGGCUCCACAAUGGAAUAUUACUCAGCAAUAAAAGAGAAUAAAAUCAUGGCAUUUGCAGGUAAAUGGAUGGAG